CUACGCUGCGACCGCUGGCUCAGUCCUCCGCGGACAGUCUCGCUGGGUGGUCGGUGCUGCCAACCUAGCGGCCAUCACACACGCGAUGCCCUCGAAGGAGCCGGAGAUGGGCACGCCCGUGCAGGAGUUCUACCGGGACACGAGCGUGCUGGUGACGGGCGGCACGGGCUUCAUGGGCAAGGUGCUGAUGGAGCGGCUGCUGCGCUGCUGCCCUGCUCUGAGGCAGGUGUUCCUCAUCAUCCGCAGCAAGAAGGGCGUCGACGUGGACAGCCGCGCCGAGGAGCUCUUCAAUGACACGCUGUUCGACAAGCUGAAGCAGGAGGUGCCCAAGUUCCGGCACAAGGUGACGGUGGUGUCCGGAGACUGCUCGCUGCCGCAGCUCGGUCUGUCCGAAGCGGACCGCCAGCGGCUAGCACGGGAGGUGGACGUGGUGUUCCACGGCGCCGCCACGGUGCGCUUCGACGAGCCGCUCGGGGUCGCCAUGGACAUCAACGUGUUCGGCACCCAGCACAUCCUGCAGCUGGCCAAGGACAUGCCGCGCCUCAAGGUGUGCCUCACGCUCCCCGACAUUCCUCCUGGUUGACCAUGGUCGUUCGUUAUCCGAGCAGUUUGUGUGUUAGUAAAUACCAUCUAGUUGUAAUCUUGUCAUGUUUAAUUAAGUAUUAGAUGCUGUUUCACUUUUGGCUAAUGGACACGUGCGAUCCCUUCUGCCGUCAGGGAAAUUGACAGGAGAGAAUGCAAAUGUGGGUACAUUAGAAUUUCCUGUGUUCAUUCAGAAAAUGUAUCAACCGGAUAAGUAAUUAUGAAACUUUUAUUUAUAUCUUUUAAGAUGUCCGAGGAAAAGGAGAUGAUUUCCCCAAACAUAGCUAUUUUGGUGGCAUGUCGAAUUAAAUUUUUUAGACUGAUUUUUUCCUCCUGUUUUUUUUUGUACCACUGAACUUUUAAAAUGAUAAUACCAAUACCUUUUUUUUACAUAUUGUCUCCUUCAGAUAUUUUUAAUAUAUGAUAAUACAAAAAAGAACAAUUGGUUGAUGGAUGUAGGAAUAUUUCGAACCAAACAUUAUCCAGACUCUUUCUUGGUUUCCCAUCUUUAACAAUUUAUUAUUUGUAAUAAAAGUGUUGUUCAGAUUAAAGUCCAUAGGCCUCUUAUCAGCCAAUCGAAGCACUUUAUACCAUACGUUAUAUUAUUUAAAGUGUCCCUUAACUCAACGUAAAACCAGGAGGAGUUAAUAGGCCAAUUAACCACACUUCUGAAUCAAAAAACCAAAGUUAAUCAAGUGUCGUUUUCGAGUUAUAAGAAUUUUUUUAAAAGUUUUUAACCUCCACUAUGCGCCAAAGUAUUAGAAACUAUUACAAUUUUUUUUUACUUCCUAAUCAUAAAUAUCCUACAAUAUAUAACACCUCAAAACAUGCUAUACUUCUGGGGAAAUAUUUUUUUUUGCUCAACUUAUGUGGCAAAAUUUUUUAUUUGGGUAAAUUUUGACUGUUGCUAAGUAUGCUAACAUUCUUAGCCAACUUUUCAAAUAACUUGCUAUGCUAAAAAAAAUUAUUUUUACAGUAUGAUUGUUCAGAUUUAUUUUAUUGAAAUAUUUUUGCAGCUUUAGUCUUCAAAAUAAUAUUUUCUUAAAAACUAUAGCAUAUUUGUUUUUAUUCUGAAUUGUUAUCCAUAGUAGAGUUAUUUCUGUUUGCGUAUAAAACAUUUUUAGUAACAGUAGCCUAUUUAAUAAUUUGGUGUACAGUGAGGAUUUAAAUAACUUUUGAAAAAAUGCCUAUAACUCGAACACUAAGACCCUUUAGGAAUGUUAUUAUUAUUAUUCAGAACUCUAAUUAAUUGGCCUAUUAACUUUUACUGACUUGACGCUGAGUUCUGGCACACCCUAUUUUUUUCCGACUAAUUUUUGUUGUAAUGAACUUGUAGCCGAAGGUUGUCGGUAUAAUUCUGACCUAUUCUGUGUACUCGAUGUUUAGGCGUAAAGUGGCAGUUGAAAGUGAUGACCUAGAUAAGAUGUCACGAAGCAAAAAAAAAGUUUUCUAAAGCUCAAAGAGCACGAAUAAAAAAAAUUUCCGAAGCUCGAAGAGCACGAAAAAAAUUUUUCCGAAGCUCGAAGAGCACGAAUAAAAAAAGUUUUCCGAAGCUCAAAAAGCACGAAUAAAAAAAUUUCCGAAGCUCGAAGAGCAAAAAAAAAUUUUUUUCCAACGCUCAAAGAGCACGAAUAAGAAACGUUUUCCGAAACUCAAAGAGCGCGAAUAAAAAGUUUUCCGAAGCUCGAAGAGCACGAAAAAAAGAAAUUGGUUGUCUGUAAAGUCGGUUUACGGGCGAUAGUUUAACGUGACAAAGUCAUAACAAAACAUUGAUGAAAUGAUUGAUCCAGAAGAAAAGGAAAUAUCAUAUUCGGCCUGAGACUGAGCCAUAUAUUUUUUUGCAACCAAA
Messenger RNA from Bacillus rossius redtenbacheri, 2431 nucleotides. RefSeq names its product fatty acyl-CoA reductase wat-like. Gene Ontology annotation, cellular component: peroxisome. Gene Ontology annotation, molecular function: alcohol-forming very long-chain fatty acyl-CoA reductase (NADP+) activity. The transcript has 3 exons. The record is from RefSeq and is a predicted model, not a curated record. Gene Ontology annotation, biological process: long-chain fatty-acyl-CoA metabolic process. The coding region runs from base 86 to 583 and encodes 165 amino acids. NCBI's taxonomy places the organism in Eukaryota, Metazoa, Arthropoda, Insecta, Phasmatodea, Bacillidae.